AUGGGGAUGGUAUUGUCAUACUCGGCCCCUAACCGGCCCGUUGCCAUCCCUAGUUCUGUUCGCCCGAGACGCCUCGCAUCCAAACCGGUACUCGACUCCCGCUUCUUUGAAGUAGGGUUCCUUGUUGAGAACCAGGCCUUGGAUCGACACCAGAACCUGAAGGAUCGUCGACUGAGAUGGGUCCCACUUCUCCUUCCCUUUUCCCGGUCAGGUGUUGAGCAGGCUGAGGCAGACAUACCCGCUCGCGUAAAGGUUCGGGUUGGGCCUCAGCCCGAACGAGUGGUAGUGGACCUCGGUGGGGUGUGUCAGGUAAUCGAAGGGGAAGGCGAUGUCGAAGAAGAAGAGCGCGUCGAGGUAGGGCGUGCCGGAGGCUCCGACGACGUAGAUGGAGUCCGGGAGGUGCUUCUCCAGAAUCUUCCACUCCUACAUGAUCUUCUUCUAGACCCGGCCGCCGCCGCUACAGCCGUUUUUGUUGUUGACGUAGUGGUGGUCUGA
This is a messenger RNA of Prunus armeniaca (apricot), 495 nucleotides long. Lineage: Eukaryota; Viridiplantae; Streptophyta; Magnoliopsida; Rosales; Rosaceae. The record is from the annotation of a GenBank genome assembly.